AUGCCCCAUGCCGAAGAUCGAGCUGCCAACCCGAGCGAGCGCCGGACCACCACCACCACCCUGACUGUGGAUGUUCUGGACGGAGACGACCUGGGCCCUAAGUUCCUGCCCUGCACCCCCGUGGGCCGCACCAGAGACUGCAGCCCCAUCACGUACAAGGCCACGGUGCUGGAGCUCACGGAGCCCCGUUUGCUCGAGACGGUGACAGUAACUCACAGUGCACCCGCCCACUCUCUCCCCACUCCCUCGCUGCAGUCUGGGAGGCAGCAGUGCGCUCAUGCCUGGCCGCACAACUUCUUCUUGGACUGGGUUAUUGUGGCGUUUGAGAUCUUUGUCACGGCGGCGCUCUCCUCCCGCUCCGUCUUAUCUGUCCUCUGUUGA
Knipowitschia caucasica is the source of this 381-nucleotide messenger RNA. The record is from the annotation of a GenBank genome assembly. NCBI's taxonomy places the organism in Eukaryota, Metazoa, Chordata, Actinopteri, Gobiiformes, Gobiidae.